GCCCCUUACAGCAUCCCUGCGUGCAGGACGCCUCUGCCCCCGGUGCCACCAAGCGAAUGCGUUUCCUCACUCAAACGUCUUGUGCUGAAAUCCAUUGGGAGAGAAGGAAUGUACCAUUUCCAGGCGGGGAGCGGGGAAGAAGUAUAAAAUAAGGUGGUACUUGCCUGCAGUAACAGAACUGCAUGCAUUAUGCUCAGUGUGCAUGCGAGUUGAAGGGAGGAAGUGCAGCCCCAGCCGAUAAGAUGGCAAGAGCCAAGAUGAAGAAUUCUCCAUCGGAGAUCAGCACAGGUUCCAAAAUCGUCCCACCAAUUACCAGGGAAGACCUGAAUGGAGUCAGCCCCCUGCUACCGGCUCAAAUCAUGGGGUCCCUGACGAGCGAUGCAGGGCAGAGAGUACAAGUCGAAUUUUAUGUCAAUGAAAACACCUUCAAGGAAAGACUCAAGCUCUUCUUCAUCAAGAACCAAAGAUCAAGCCUCAGAAUCCGUCUCUUCAAUUUCUCCCUGAAGCUCCUCUCAUGUCUCCUGUACAUAGUGCGAGUUUUGCUGGAAGAGCCAGCUCGUGGAAGCGGAUGCUCGAACUGUGAGAAGCAGAACAAUGCAACCAAGUCACAUACAACCAGUAUUAACUGGGAACCAAUUAUUUGGGUGGACAGGCAGACGCCGCUCUGGGCUAUUCAGGUCACCGUGGCCAUAAUCAGUUUCUUGGAGACGAUGCUGCUGAUGUAUCUCAGCUAUAAGGGGAACAUCUGGGAACAAAUCCUCAGGAUCUCGUUCAUUCUGGAGAUGAUAAACACGGCUCCUUUCAUCAUCACGAUAUUUUGGUCGCCAUUACGAAAUCUGUUCAUCCCGGUUUUCCUGAACUGCUGGCUGGCAAAAUGCGUCUUGGAGAACAUGAUCAAUGACCUCCACCGCGCCAUCCAGAGGACGCAGUCGGCCAUGUUUAAUCAGGUGAUCAUUCUGAUCUGCACCCUGCUAUGCCUGGUGUUCACAGGGAUGUGCGGUAUUCAGCAUCUGGAAAGAGCCGGGGAAAACCUUUCACUCUUCAAAUCGUUUUACUUCUGCAUCGUCACUUUCUCUACGGUGGGAUAUGGAGAUGUGACUCCUAAAAUCUGGCCUUCGCAGCUCCUGGUGGUCAUUAUGAUCUGCGUGGCCCUCGUGGUGUUACCUCUCCAGUUUGAGGAGCUGGUGUACUUGUGGAUGGAGCGUCAGAAAUCUGGAGGAAACUAUAGCCGCCAUAGAGCCCAGACGGAGAAGCAUGUUGUCUUAUGUGUCAGCUCCCUCAAGAUCGACCUCCUCAUGGACUUCCUCAAUGAGUUCUACGCGCAUCCUCGGCUCCAGGAUUACUACGUGGUUAUCCUUUGCCCAACAGAAAUGGAUAUCCAGGUCCGACGGGUACUGCAGAUACCGCUGUGGUCCCAGAGAGUCAUCUAUCUGCAAGGGUCGGCCCUCAAAGAUCAAGACCUCAUGAGAGCAAAGAUGGACGACGCCGAGGCUUGUUUUAUCCUCAGUAGCCGGAACGAGGUGGACCGCACUGCCGCAGACCAUCAAACCAUCCUGAGAGCCUGGGCUGUGAAAGAUUUUGCCCCUAACUGUCCUCUAUAUGUCCAGAUUUUGAAGCCUGAAAAUAAGUUCCAUGUCAAAUUUGCCGAUCACGUGGUUUGUGAAGAAGAAUUCAAGUAUGCAAUGCUGGCACUUAACUGUGUGUGCCCUGCCACCUCCACCCUCAUCACACUUCUCGUUCAUACCUCAAGGGGGCAGGAAGGCCAGCAGUCCCCGGAGCAGUGGCAGAGAAUGUAUGGCCGAUGCUCCGGCAAUGAAGUCUAUCAUAUCCGUAUGGGAGACAGCAAAUUCUUCAUGGAGUAUGCAGGGAAGAGUUUCACAUACGCGGCUUUCCAUGCCCACAAGAAGUAUGGGGUGUGCCUGAUAGGAGUCAGGAGAGAGGACAACAAAAGUAUAUCACUGAACCCCGGACCCAGGCACAUUAUGGCCAAAUCUGACACGUGUUUCUACAUCAAUAUCACCAAGGAGGAAAACUCUGCAUUUAUCUUCAAACAAGAAGAGAAGCAGAAACGGAAAGGGCGAGGGAUAUGCGGAGAACCAUCCAGGCUUCCAGUGCACAGCAUCAUCGCCAGCAUGGGUACAGUAGCCAUGGAUCUCCAAAACACAGAAUGCCGGCCGAUCAACAGCAGCAAGUUGACUCUUCCAUCCGAAAAUGGUUCCGGCACCAGAAGGCCCAGUAUCGCUCCAGUUCUGGAAAUUGCAGACAGUAGUACCGUGCUGCCAUGUGACAUGCUCAGUGACCAAUCGGAGGAUGAAAUGACUCAGUCUGAUGAUGAAGGCCUUCCCGUCCUGGAGUAUGUCAAAGGCUACCCCCCAAACUCUCCGUAUAUUGGAAGCUCGCCAACUCUCUGCCAUCUUCUACCUUCCAAAGCUGCUUUCUGUUGCCUCCGCCUGGACAAGGGCUGCAAGCACAACAGUUUUGAAGAUGCAAAAGCCUACGGCUUUAAGAACAAGCUAAUCAUCGUAUCAGCCGAGACGGCGGGGAACGGACUUUAUAAUUUCAUCGUCCCUCUGAGAGCUUACUACAGAUCUCGAAAGGAGCUCAACCCCAUUGUUCUGCUGCUGGAUAACCCGCCGGACAAUCACUUCCUGGAGGCAAUUUGCUGUUUUCCGAUGGUCUACUUUAUGGUCGGCACCAUAGAUAAUUUGGAUAAUUUGCUGCAAUGUGGGAUUAUCUAUGCUGACAACCUGGUGGUCGUGGACAAGGAAAGCACGAUGAGCGCAGAGGAGGACUAUAUGGCGGAUGCAAAGACGAUUGUUAAUGUGCAGACCAUGUUCAGACUAUUCCCGAGCCUCAGCAUCACCACCGAGCUGACGCACCCUUCCAACAUGCGCUUCAUGCAGUUCAGAGCUAAAGACUGUUACUCCCUUGCACUUUCUAAACUAGAAAAAAAAGAACGAGAGAAUGGAUCAAACCUGGCUUUCAUGUUUCGCCUCCCUUUUGCUGCAGGCAGAGUGUUCAGCAUCAGUAUGUUGGACACCUUGUUGUAUCAGUCUUUUGUGAAGGAUUACAUGAUUACCAUCACCAGGCUUCUGCUAGGACUGGACACCACCCCAGGAUCUGGGUACCUAUGUGCGAUGAAGAUCACAGAGGAGGACCUGUGGAUCAGGUCAUACGGGCGGCUCUUUCAGAAGCUCUGCUCAUCCAGCGCAGAGAUUCCUAUUGGGAUCUACAGGACGCAGUCGCACAUGUUCUCCACAUCUGAGCCACAUGACAUCAGAACGCAGUCCCAAAUCUCCAUCAACGUUGAAGAGUGUGAAGAUACGAAAGACACGAAGGAACAUUGGGCACCGAAGCCCAGUCACAGGAACUCCACGUCCAGUGAUCAGUCAGAGCACCCGCUGCUGCGCAGGAAGAGUAUGCAGUGGGCACGGAGACUGAGCAGGAAAGGCAACAAGCAGGCCGCCAAAUCGGCAGAAUGGAUCAGUCAACAGCGGCUGAACCUGUACAGGAGAUCUGAACGCCAGGAAUUGUCUGAGCUUGUGAAGAACCGCAUGAAACACCUGGGCCUCCCGACUACAGGCUACGACGAGAUGAACGACCACCAGAACACGCUGUCUUACGUCCUCAUUAAUCCUCCGCCCGACACGCGACUGGAGCUCAAUGACAUUGUAUAUCUCAUCAGAUCGGAUCCUUUAGCUCAUGUUGCCAAUGACAGCCAAAGCCGAAAAAGCAGCAAUAGUUACAAGACCGAACAAACAGGAAAUCCCGAAACGAGGGAUGAGACGCAGCUAUGAGGACAAGCCUGACUCAUGGACGUGGUGCCUAACCCUGAACAGAACUCUACUGUACAUAUCAGCAGCCGGGCUCGGCCCAUGAGUCACUCGUCAGCUGGACUUUGGACAAUGGUCUUCACUGCCAGCGACAGAUACUGACCCCCAGAGACAUGCGUUAUGGAUUCACAGGGACUUUUGAUUCAAAACAAAAACUUUUUUUGUACCAUUUCAGUAAAAGGUCAACCACUGGGUGCAUGGCCUGUACGACGGCACCAUUGCAGAUUAACCCAGUGCCGCAACAUACUCUGUAUUGAUUGCACUAGACAACUCCAAAUCACCGUGGGUCGUACGGUAUGUUACCCACGUCUCUCAUUAAACUCAGUCGCGGUAUUAUUUUUUUCUCUGCUGAACAAAAACUCUCGUCGUUUUUCCAAAUCAUAUUUAGAUUUUUUUCCAGUCUAGAAAUGUAUCGUCCUGGGUAUGAGACUGAGGUGCUAACGGGCAGUAACAGGACAUACAGUAUGUACAGUAUUGCUUUACCCCAGUCUGCUACUAUACUACCGUAUGGGAGGAGCAUGUAUGCAAGGACACCUAUUAUUAUAAUAUCCCAGGGCAUGUCAAUCUAACUCAUUUGAAUAAACCCCUCCCCUGCACUUGAUGGCCACUCCCACAUUAAUCCAUUUAGCAUCUAGUACGAGACCACACACAGUUUACCAUGUUCUGCCCACCUUUGCCCCCACGAUGGUGCUAUGUGCCUUAUUCCAGCCAAACAUUUGGAGCAACAUACCGUGCCAAUAUUUAGAAUUUUUUUUUAUUUUUAAAUUUUUUUUUAUGUUCCCUUUAUAUAAAUAGAAUGAAAGAUUAUUAUUUUUUUCAGCCCUUUGCAAUUUUAACAAAGCACAGAAAGCAGGAACGCAGGGUGAGUAACAGAGGACUGUACGGUAGAGAUGACUACAAUGUCUACAUGCCACAGUAUGGCCUUCCUUUUAUCUCUAGGUAUUUGUAUGGGGAGAUCAAGGUGUUUGCUUUUUUUUUUACGUGUACAUAUCAUGGUGUUCAGGUGCUUGGAAAACAAAUGAACACCAGUGUAUAUUGUGAUAUUCGCUAUUUAUUAUGAAGAACCUACCUUACCAGUAUUAAUGCCCAGGUAUGUGACGAGAGGGGAAAAAGAAAUGACAGGAUGUGUGCGCUUUGCAACCCAGAUUUGUAUUAUUGUCCCGGUGCACUGAAAAAUAAAAUGAAAUUGGCAAAUGGCGAUGAUUGAAAAUGGCCUACCAUUUGGUGUCUCCAUUUCCUAUGUAGAACUAGGUGUUUCCAUGGUAACAGACUACAAACCAACCUUGUGUAGUCUGGUCCUGCUGUCAGGUGUUCCUUGUAUCCUCCAAUAUACAUUCUGUAGGUUCAGGACCCUCUACAUGGGGCGAUUCUCGGCCAUCUGACCGCUAACAAGCGAUUAUCUGGUGGUGAAAAAGUGCCGCUAAUUAUCCGGUCAUUAUCAUUGGGUAAUUGCAUUAUUCAUGUGGUCACAAAAACCGUUGUUUGCCGGCAGCAGAUCAUGGUGUGUAAACAAGGAGUCAAUAUGGGGACAAGCAAUGGCAUUAGCGACACUGUGGAGGAGAUCGCUGCAUGUAAAUGCGGCAGUCUCCUCCGCUUCCCUCCCGACAAUCACCUACAAAAUUCAACUGUGUAGAGGGGCCUUUAAAAGUAGGGAGCGGAUGAAAGGUCAGACUACAUCAAUCUGCAUUAGAGCUGUAUACACAAAACAAUGGAGUUCUAAACAGGACUUGGAAAGUACAACAUUUUGGUUGUGAUGGUGGACACAGGCGUUAGAAUUUCCGGUGGAGAAUAUUGCUGUACCGCUCUGGAGGCAGCCAUCAAGAAAGCGGAGUCAGUGAGGGCUUUUAUCAUGAGGGGAAUUUCCAAAGUCAGGUUUGUUUCAGGCUUUGUUGCCGUUACUUGCGCCACAUGUCGCACAUUGCUUGAUAAAUUUGGCGAUUCUUUAAACAUCAAAGUUUCAUCUAGAGAUGUACGGUAAUUCCAGUGGUUUACACCAACCCAACCUAUCCACUAUUUUUGCCAAUUUUAAAAGUUUGCAAAUAAUCUUGUGUAAACCUAUUGGCCUGGCUGACCGCGCCUACCUUGCCACCCGCUGUCCAAAAGUGGCGAGCGUAGCGUAAAAUCAGUUGCAAAUCUUUGUGCAAAAAAUGGUAUGCACAAAUUUUUUAACUUUUUCUGCCGGAAGUGCGGUGCACAGAGUUCGGUAAAUUCCCUCCAGUAUUCCUUGGCAGACUACUCAGUGCCUUAACCUUAGCCUGCUCCUUCCCCACCCCAUUCAGGUCUACAUUUUCUUUGGAAAAAAAAAAAUCCAGUUUCUGGUAGUAAACCAUCACAAAUAAUAAUAAAUUAUCACUUCAGCUGAUAAAAACCUGUGGCCUCGACAGACAAGAGACUGAGGUUUAGGGCCCGGUAUUAUAUCACCCACAGGAUAUCGGCACUAGCUGGGAUCGGAAGUAGACUUCAGAUAUAAUUUACAUAAUUGUGAAUGUGUUGACUGCGUGGCCCCAGCCAGUGACUAGAGGAACAAGAAUAAUGUAAAUACGCAUUUUUUGUGCCAGAAACCAGGCACAUGUCUUUUAAGCUUUUAGGCGUAAUUUACAAAGACAAAAUUCUAGAGGGCGCUUACUGCAUACAUGUUCAAUGAGAGCCUAAAGCUCCCCCUAGUGGUGGCUACGUAUUACCCAGGAUAAAUACAAACUGGAGCAGCAGCUGCAAAUUGCCUAAAAUAACAAGAGCAGCAAUACUUAUCCCCUUCCUCCCCCAUGCUGCUUUCCGUGCUGUGCUUCAGUCUUCCCCUGUCUGAAGCAGUGACGUUCCCUGCUGCACGCAAUGUCACCUCUGCAGCCAGUCACUGGCCUAAGCAGCGACAUCCCUGUAUACUGCUGAAGCCAAGAAGACGUGUAUAUGGAACGUCACCCAUGCAGCCAGGAUGAUGAUGUCAGCGGCGGGGAGGGGCAGAGGACAAAUGCAGCAAGUAUGUAUUCUCUGCUCUUUUUAAGGGGUUGACGUAUCUGGGACAUUGAUGGCAUAUCACUAGGACAUGCCAUCAAUGUCGGAUAGGAGCGGGGUCCCAGAGAUGGGACCUGCACCUAUAUUCAGAACAGGGCCCCUAAAGUGAAGGAGAGUGCGCUAUUCAUCGCUAUGGGAGUUCUGAAAGUGGCUUCAGAAGUCGCAUAGCGGUGAAUGGACAGCGCACUGCGCAAGUGCAGCCACCUCUUCGUUUACUGCUAAGGGACUGGUGGAAAUAGCCAAGCCUGCCACUGGCUGUUUUCGGAACUCACAUGGUGGUGAACAGAGGGUGGCUGCGCAUGCGUAGCUGCUCUCUGUUUACUUUGAGGCCCCCGUUCUGGAGAUGGCAGCAGGACCCACAACUACAUGACACUGAUGUUAUAUUCAAGCUUCACGCCAUCAAUGUCCCAGAUGGACCAACCCCUUUAACUCUGACAACCCCUUUAAUCCUACGGCUGUGUGAAGGGAAGCAGAGGAAUUUUAUAUCAGAACUAUUAUCAAUAUUCUGUGACCGUAAAACUGGGUCGUCUUACCCUGUUCCACAUCAAAUGCCCUCUCCACAGGGAAGACCCUAAAAAUGAAUUCUACUGAACAAAGAUCAUGCAAUUAUUAAAAUGUAUCCUAAUGAACAGAAACCGUUAUGCGCCAUUUUCAGAACAAUGACGGAGGACGUCACCUCUUCUGACAUGUCUGUUUUAGGAUCUAGUUGUGUUCCCUAUGAAAUAAUUUUGAGCUGUAUUUCAUUAGAACAUGGUGCUGUUCCUCUGUUAUUCCUCCUGGGGAAAAAAUAUAUCUCCGUAUAACGAUUCCCCUUACCACCACUGUAAGACUAUAUAGGGACACGCUCCCAACUAUAACACCCAGCUGCCAAUUUAUUCACAUAUUUCCAGGAGGAAUAGUACUUUGCAUUGACAUUGUACAUCUCUGGAAUGAAAGACACUGCAAAGAUGCAGAACUAAUGAAGUGGAUGCAAAACGUUUACCUUUCAAUUAUUCUGUUCCACAGCUACAUUACGUACGGCUAUCGGCAAUUAAAGGGGUUGUCUCACAUUGGGGGCAUAUCGCUAGGAUAUGCCCUCAAUGUCUGAUGGGUGCCGUCCUAGAGGUGGGCCCCGCACCUAUCUUUGAAACAGAGCCCGCAAAGUAAAGGGCGCAGUACGCA
Molecule: messenger RNA, 8003 nt
Organism: Bufo gargarizans (Asiatic toad)
Lineage: Eukaryota; Metazoa; Chordata; Amphibia; Anura; Bufonidae
Gene: KCNT1
Product: potassium sodium-activated channel subfamily T member 1
Exons: 30
Coding region: 183-3797 (1204 amino acids)
Biological process (GO): potassium ion transport
Cellular component (GO): membrane
Molecular function (GO): intracellular sodium-activated potassium channel activity
Source: RefSeq, a predicted model, not a curated record